This is a messenger RNA of Nematostella vectensis (starlet sea anemone), 6179 nucleotides long. Its product is annotated as mitotic spindle assembly checkpoint protein MAD2B. Gene Ontology annotation, cellular component: zeta DNA polymerase complex; membrane. NCBI's taxonomy places the organism in Eukaryota, Metazoa, Cnidaria, Anthozoa, Actiniaria, Edwardsiidae. The transcript is spliced from 2 exons. Gene Ontology annotation, biological process: G protein-coupled receptor signaling pathway. The record is from RefSeq and is a predicted model, not a curated record. Bases 2666 to 3823 code for a protein of 385 amino acids. Gene Ontology annotation, molecular function: G protein-coupled receptor activity.
UGAAGGCAUCCUUUUGUCACGGCUGUUUUGAGUGUAGGUGCUUUCUUGUUUCCCUCUUUCUCACUUCUUACUUUUCACUAUGCUUUCGGAAAUUAUUUUCCUUAGUUUUUUCUAUAUUCAUUGGUUACAGUUGCUAUUUUACGGUGAAAUAACAUGUCUCUAAUGAUGACUAUAUUAUUCUAAGUAAUUUGGCGAACAACAGCUACGCGGACAUCAUUUUCGCACCGAAAUUCUCUAUUGUCAACAUUUAGACGUGCUAGUUAAAUUACAAUUUCAUUGUACUUAGCUACCAUAGAGUACCGUGAAAGUAGCUUAGACUAUCGGCUCAAGUACAUUUUUCAAGAUUUGCCUCUAGAAUAUGUUUUUUUUUUCUAUUACUUUUUUUUAUCUUUCCCUGUACAAAUUUAACGGUCUGAUUAAUCUCAUAGUUGUCCUUUUUCCUUUUUUUUUAUCUCGUCGACACCUGAAAGGCAGCUUAUAGAAAGGAGAAGGUACUUAGUGUACUGCACAAGACACACGGAAUUCGGGCGAAAUCGCCAGCGGCUCUUUCAAGCACUUCUGUUCAAAUUUCAAUUUAAAGAUUUCUACGUCACACGCUGCCAUAUGAAAAUGAACUUUUCGAUUGAGAGCAGCAUUUUCAUGAAGUCUUGAGGUCAACUCAAAAAGGGAGUUUGUUAUGGAAGAAUAUAUGUGUUUUUACCUUAGGGCGUUUGUUUCGGGCUACUAGACUGCGUGCCAAUCUCGUUCAUUUCCUCUGAACAGGCUUCCCCGUCGCUUCGCGAUUGAUAACGCAAAUGUAUUUUAUUGGGUUAGGCACUUUAGGAAAAUUCCAUGGUUGUUUUUACGUUUAUCGCUAAAUUUACGGAAAUGAGAUGUUCGCGAGGCUCGAUAUAUACUUUAUGUCUAUUUCUGUUAUUUUUUUAACCAAACCUAACAUUGCAUAUUUGUAUAACAAUCUAAAGAGAUUUAUUGACAUUUACUCACUUGCAAAGGUCGAAUGGGAUAUAGAAUGGCGGUUUGCUAGUGACUCGACUUAUAUCAGGCCCUCCAAGCCUUUUGUGCAAAAUCAGUUUACCUCAUUUCUUUUAAAUUGCUAUCGAUUUUUUUCUUUUUAUAAAUAACAUUAAAUGGAGAAAACACACUCCCAUUCUCAACGAAAAAUAGUUCCUUCAUUAAUAUAAUUGGUUUUUCACUCAAAUGAUCUUUUUUAACCUAGAAAAAAUACAGUGGGAAGGAUGAAUGACUGGUCAUAAGUUUCUGUUAAACGUGACAUAGCCCUGAGAAUUCUUUUCAAGGCUCAGGCUUUAUCUCGGAUUAUCCGUAUGCGAACUUACAAGCUCUUAUUACGCCGAUCACAGUGCGUAUUCCUCGGAAAUCUUGCUAUGGGUUCACGGAUCCAACUCUUAGGAACAAAUGGAAACAAUUUCAAGCUUUCCCGGCAAUCCUGGUAAAAAGAGGUAUUUGUACCCACCAACUUUUUUGUGAUUUAAGUACAUUUCUGUACAACACAAGUACCGGUUUACACAGAAGUUCAGAUGCUAGUUUACCGAAUGCGUCUCAAUUUUCUAGUUUAACUAAAUGGACUAUUCUUCUUAUCUUUCUUUCUCAAUCUCCAUCCUUGUCGAAUCUAGAGUAGUAAAGUGAAUAAAAAUUACACGUGUUUUUAUAUUUUAAUUAACAAGUUUCGAAUAAACCUCUUCACCUUCAGUAUCAAAUAUCGGACAAUGAACACCGGUGAAAACGUACGUUUUUUGAACAGUGGUGACAAGAAAAACGAUGAAGUGGAAGUGGAAUAAAUCUUAAUUCAAAGUCUGCCCUGAAGAAGUCUUAUAAAAAAAGAAAAUUUGGCAGAGUCGAUUUCCAGUUUUUGGUGUUUUGUUUUCAUUGUUCUGGUACGAGAUCGCGACAGUUUGGGCUUUUUGGUUUAAUUCAAAGGGGAGUAUACUUAGAGAAAAUCUCGAAAUUCAAAAGUCGCAGCAUUAGACAUAUUGGAUAUCUCAGCCUUACCUUAUUACAUAGCAAAUGCAAAACUCUCUAAAUUGUCACUGAUAGGUAAAGAAAUGUUACACGAGUUCGACUAGACGGAGAUCAUCUUGGAUUAUACAAAAUUUGGGAAAUAAUGGCGUGUUUAUUUUGUGUGCGCUCGUUUUAGAAUAUGGCAAUUUAUAUAUGAUUUUGUAUAAGGAUAUAACAUUUUUUUCGGAUUUGUUUCUGCCCAGGAUUUUCUAGGCCAACUUUGUACGUGUGAUAUUAACGUUAUUUAUUUUGCAUGUGUGUAAUAUGAAUGUAGUUUGCGUAAUUUUUUUCCCUUCAUGCUCAGCGGUACCCCUCUUUUGAGUCAUUUAUUACUCCAUUUCAAUGCAAACAACCUGCCCUUUGCGAAGCCCUGUGGUUGUGUUGAAUUCUAAAUCACUACAAAGUUUUUAGAGCGGAAAUUAGCAGGGAAAUAGCUUUUAAACUAAACGUAAAUGAAACUAUACAGGCUUAUAAUUGACUUUGCGAUCAAAGGCAAUUACAUCGGUCAAACAGAAAGUUUUCGAAGGUAAUUUAUUCAAUCUUUCUAGACGAAUUUAUGAACAGAGACAUUACGGACAGUAAGUAAAUAAGACGUAGAAGGAAGGCUGGAGGCUUUAAAGGCCUGUCAAUCAUUGGGUACGAGUCAAAGAUGAACUCGACACUGCCAGAAAACAGUACCGAGAUAGCAACAGCUGUCCCUUACUACCCGGAAUACUACCAAGAGCCUUACGAAUCAAAGGUGGUUCGCUAUGUGAUUAAUGCUCUGUUGUUUUUGUUUGCCAUUGUGGGUAACAUAACAGUAUGUCUGGUGCCUGUAAGACACCGGAGGAUGCGGACGUUCACUUAUUAUCUCAUCACAAACCUUGCUGUAUCUGAUAUCUUCACCAUGCUGUGUCUGCCGCCGCUUCUUGUCUAUGAAUUUCAAGGUUCUUGGAAUAUGGGUAGCGUGAUGUGCAAGUUGGUGAACCCGGCGCUAACCAUGUUCGGACUUGUAACCACGAACACGCUCGUCGCGAUCGCCAUUGACCGCUUUAUCGCUCUCGUGUUCCCAUUCACACGACGCCCCGAGCGCAAGGAGACAAUCCUCGUCGUCUCGUUGUCCUGGUUGGUGGCAUUCGCGAGCGUCUUGCCGUCAUUUGGCGCCCGCACGCUCGUCGAGCGUGCUCCUGCGGUAGUAUACUGCGAAGAAAUAUUUCCAGGAAAAACCCCAGAAGAAAAGCAGGUUUUCGCGAAAGGGUAUUCUAUAUUUCUGUACCUGUUAAAUAACGCGCUGCCAAUUCUCAUCAUAUCGUGCCUUUACAUAAUAAUCAUACUAAAGCUCAAAGGGAUCUCACUGCUAUCCGUCUUCAAGAGAAAGUCGUCAAACACGGAAGACGGUCUCAUGUCGCGCUCGUCCUCCGCGCCGAUAACCAGCGACUCCGUCUACGAGAAACAGAAACACGAUCGCGAGAAGAAGUUUACACAGAUGCUUCUGUCGGUGGUGGUGGUGUUCAUUUUAUGUUAUGUCCCCGUGCAGACGUUCUUCUUGACUGCAACUCUCAGCCCACAAGUGCUGAACUGGAAAUACACGCAAAUCAUCUAUAUCUAUCUUUAUCUGAUGAUGUGGUUCCCUAACGCUCUCAACCCGCUCUUGUACGGAUCCAUGAAUGACCACUACGCCAAGGCCUUUAAGAUUCUUCUGCGUUGCACCUCCAAGAGUCGCUUUAAUCACUCUACGUUUAACCACUCUUGCGGGCCGUCAUAUGGACAUCCAAAUCGCGUGAAUAAUCAAACUGUGUUCGCCUCAGUAAAGGAUUCAAGCCUAUAACCAUCAAAUAGAUAUACGGGUCUUUAGGCAAGGUAUGGAAAUCUUUGGGAAUUUGUUACUUCUGGGACAGGACUUGUGUUCCAGGAAAUAUUUCUGAAGUGUGCGUAGAAUGCAUUGCGACUAGAAAAGAGCUUGAAUAUGGCUUUGCCAUAAUGUGCCAUUCUCCAAGGCUGUAUCCCAGUUUCCAGGAACGUCACAAUUUCUUGGAAUUUUUCUUGAGAACACUUAAAAGGUUGAAGGCAAUCAAUCAAGACAAUAGGGAAACUGCGGGGUUGUAUAUUUGCUUAUGUCGGCGAAGAAUAUAAAUGAAAUAGUUCGAAAACAUUUACAAAUCGUUAUUUUAAAGAGUCGUAAAUCCUUAUGUCUGUAUAAUUCUAACCAGCAGUGUGGUAUAGAGAUAUAAUAACAACGGCGUCAUAGUGUACACUCUUUUUUUUAUGAGAACGUCUCAUUUUCAGUCCAGAACGCAUCACGACUAAAAAAAUAAAAAAAUCUGCUACCUGAGCCUCGGCAUGUUCUUGAAAUUUGGUGAAAUUUCAGGCUGGACGUUAUUAUAAAAAGAGUGUAACAAGUUCACGUAUUUCUGGAAUACCCAACGUACUCAGCGGUCACUCAAGAUCGUUAGAUUCUAAAGAAUGAGUCGCGAUUUUACACGAACUCUGCGCUUGACAUAAAUUAACCAAGCUAAGAUAACAGUUAACAUCUUUUUUAAUCAAUUAAUGAAUCGUUUAAUUAAUUAAUUAAAAUGAUGGUAAAUGUCAUAUAAUGUAAAUACUUUAUCAACCGCCAAUCUCUCGGGUUUUCUCAGAAGGUCCAUAAAUAUAUGUGUUUAUAUUGGCAUAGCGCAGAACUCAAAUGUAGCGCAAACAUUCCCUCUGCUAGCAUUCUUUUAUUCUUUUCUGGAGCAGGCUCCUUAGUUUUGGCGGUAAAUAUAAAGAAGCAAGAUUAUUAUAUUAUUGAAUAGCAUCAUUCAAAAUAGGCCCUUCCUCCUGUUACAUUUUAUGAGAAUUUGAAAGAAAUCUUGGAAAUCAUCUUUCUACUUGCACUGUGUGGUAAGCUUUUUCCGUCUGUCUUUAAAAACCUCUGACAGCCGCCAUUUUGUCACCUUAACAAAGUACCGAGUGUGAAAAAGUAUCCAUUUCCAUCGCUUGAUUUGGGGAAGCCAUUGCGAUAUUUUUAGUUGAUAAAAUAUUCAUGUUUGUUUUUAGAUGGUUAUUUUGAGAUUUUAUCACAUUUUGUGCCUUCCAACAUUAAAUGAAAACAAAAAAGGUGUGACUGACAAGGGCUCUUAACGCCCCGUGCAAUCAGCGUCUACAUGCCCUAGCAGUAUAGUCGAUAGGCAAAGUAUAUGUUGGUGAACUUCUGCUUUGCAGCACAGGAUUGUCCUUUUUAUUUUAUUUUUUUUCCUCUGUUUGCACGAGGCUUCAGGAUCGGGGAAAAGAUGCACAGUAAAAGUAUUAUACUGGUUCAUAAGGUGACAUUCGAAUGAAGCACAGAUAUCCGAAAAAUUUUUCCCCCACAAAUAUUUUUUGCGGAUGCGAAAAUUUCCGCGUCCACACGCAGCGUAUUCGAAUCGGUUUUAGCCGUCCACAUAUAUCCGGGAAUUUAUGAAAGGGCAAUUUUUUUUUUACGAAUCCGGCCCUCUUCCACACGUAUCCAGCGUAAUUUCCGGCCGUAUUCAAUAGAAUGACGUAAGUGUUUCCAAAUUUUUCCGGAUACGACCGUCCACAUGUAGCCUGAACCUGAACCUGCGUAGCAAGCGUUUCUGUGGAGUUUAAACGGAAAUAAAGAACAAAACCCCGCGAAGAAUGGGGAGAGAGAAGGAAACCUUCUUCCCCCUCCCCCUUUCCUUUUUCUGCUCUCAUCCCAUUCUUCGUGAAACGCUUGCUACGCAGGCGACAUGAAUACCUAUAAGUAUCGGGGAAAAAUCCACUCUGGAAAGCAUUUUCACAAAUUUCCGGAUACGUGUGGACGGGGUCUUGGUGAAAACAUCUACAAAACCAUAUCUAAACAACUACACGACUCAAAACAAAAAAGCAGGCUUUUUUCUUACGUCGUUUUAUUACUUUGGGACCCCUAUAACUCGGACUUAGAGACUAGUUUUAGUCAUAUAUACUCGGAUAACAAACCCCGCCCUAUCUUUUGUUUCCCUUGAGGAUUCGAGUUAACGGGGUUGUAGUGCAUAAUUCUUGUAGUCGGCGCUCACAUGUCGUGAUUGUGCUAAUGUAAACCAGGUUUAGUGGUUGUCAUGACAAUCUUUAUAUCGCUUGGGCAUUACAUAAAAAGGAGGGACCGGGUUGUGUUCUAGAAUGAAGCAAUUUUAAAUAAACGAAAAAAUAAAGCAAUACUAAUAAAA